Messenger RNA from Anguilla rostrata (American eel), 2408 nucleotides. RefSeq lists its product as uncharacterized. Gene Ontology annotation, cellular component: external side of plasma membrane. NCBI's taxonomy places the organism in Eukaryota, Metazoa, Chordata, Actinopteri, Anguilliformes, Anguillidae. Gene Ontology annotation, biological process: cellular response to lipopolysaccharide; cell surface receptor signaling pathway; positive regulation of T cell proliferation. The transcript is spliced from 5 exons. The record is from RefSeq and is a predicted model, not a curated record. The coding region runs from base 830 to 1921 and encodes 363 amino acids.
UGGUGAGGCAAAAGCACUAAUAAAACAUGGCAAAAAAUGCAGGAUAUGCAUUCCAAGGUUUGGGAAUAUUACAAGAUACAGAGAUUUGUUAAAGUAAGAUCAUAUACAGGAAGACGCAGGAGAGAAGAUGUUACACUCUCUUGGCUUAGAUAUGGACUCACAGGAUUAAAUGCAACACUUUAUAUCAUAAGAGAGCAUCUGAUAAAUGUGAGAUAUGUAAAUGUACAGAAAACGUAGAACAUGUGCUCUUAGAAUGCAAGAAAUACGAUGCUGAAAGAGACUUUGUGGAAGGAUGGGUGAAAUUGGCAGAGAAUGGAGCAUCAAAGGAUUGUUGGAGAUUGGGGAUAAACAGUGGGAGUUAAACAGGGCAUUAUUUAAACAAUGAAAAUAGAGGGUUAAUAUAUAUAAUGUAAAUCAAUGUAAUCAGCAUGGUACUACACACUUUGUUACAGUAGGUGGCAAUAUGUGCCUUUACACAAGUUUACAACCUGCCAUUAAGCCAAAGACAAGCAACUCACAAAAACUUUAACACUCUUCCAAAAUGUCAACAUGCAGCCUUUCAGCACGCAACCAUAACUAACACGUGAAAUCUUCUACACCCAACCCAAUUUUCACCGCGUGAAAGGUUUCGUUAAGGGUUUGUCUUCAGCCAGGCUAUCAGAGCUAGCCAGCUGAGCCACAGCGGAGAAGAGACGUCUCUUCCUGCUUCUGUUGUGAUUUACUAGAGAGACCGUUUCAAACUCACAAUGGCAAUUAAGGACAUUUCGCAUAUGUUCUUUUUCUUCCAACAUUACAUUUUCAGAUCUUUCAGUAACAGUCCCUGCUGGACAUGACAAUUGCAAGUUUUGGAGUCCUUGUUGGGCUUCUGUUGGCCCAGCUGGCAGUAUUCUGUGUGGGUUUGUCUGUGAGUGUUGGUGAUUCCCUCACUCUCCCCUGCCAUGGAGACCCCAGCAGGGAUGUGGAGUGGCGGUUUCAGCAGUAUGAGUAUCCUGAGUGGCUGCUCGUGGCCGAACUCCACACCGGAUCCUUUUCCCCAGGAAGCGGCUUCCAGGGACGGGUGGAAUCCUUCUACCUAACAGAGCCGGGAAACUACAGCCUCACCCUCAGUCCUGUGGUGUACAGUGACCUCGGCUUUUAUGAAUGCCAGUACAUGGAUGGGAUCAUACUUUCAGAUGUGAAACUGGAAAUUAGAGUCCCAUUAAAUGUUCCCGUAGCGAUGGGAAAUUCUGCCAGUCUUCCUUGCUUUGGGAACAUUAAUAUACAAGCGCGUGCUGAUGAUCUGGAUGUCCUCUGGAAGAGAGGUGGAGAGAAAGUUUACGAGUUCCAUAAGUACACCACCGCAUAUGGGCCCAGGUUUGAGAACAGAGCUUCAGUUUCCCCUGAACUAGCCCUCUAUGGAAACCUGUCUUUAACCAUCAGACAGACACGGUUUUCAGAUGAAGACGACUACCAGUGCUUCUACAGCAGUCCAAAAGAGAGUGGGAACCCAGAUUCUGUCAGGCUCAUUGUUACAGGCCACCCACCCCAGAACCUCACAGUGAAGGCCGGUGGUUUGCUCUCCAUACCGCUCUAUACCGCAGACCCAGUGAGGGUAACAUUCAGUGCAGGCCUUGGUUCAGAUGAGGUGCUGAUGCUCGAUGCAAAUAAAGGCCCAGCCCGGUAUGGGGAGCGUUGUGCUCAGAGAUGUGAGCUUCUGGCCCAGAACUACACCCUUUUGCUGAGGAGUGUGACACUGGAGGAUGCCGGAGUCUACAAGGUGACCGAUCCUGAGACCAACAGGACCAUCGGCUCUGUCUCUGUACACGUCUCAGCCCCUCCUCCCUCUGCGGGACUCUCUGCUGGAGCAGUGGCUGGGAUAGUGCUGGGAGUGGUGCUGCUGGUGUUGGGGGCCCUUGCUUUCUGGAGGUGCCUCCAAAGGUGAAUGCCGAGGAGAGCCUGGUUACCAACCAGCCAGUUCUGAAGUUCUGACUCCAGCAGCAGAGCAGCAGGCAUUCUGAAUCCUGGCAGCCCUGAACCCCCUCCCUCUGUGUCCGAGACCCAGCCUGCUCUCCCCGAACCCCAUCUCCCCGUGUCCAAUUCAGAUCCUUCUCCCUCUGAACCCCAUCUCCCCGUGUCUGAAUCAGAUCCUUCUCCCACUGAACCCCAUCUCCCCGUGUCCGAAUCGGGUCAUUCUCCCACCGAACCCCAUCUCCCCGUGUCCGAAUCGGGUCAUUCUACCACCAAACCUUAUCUCCUCAAGCCCGAAACGGAGCGCUCUGACCUGAUUGAAAUGCAGGGGAAAAUGUCGUAGAGUGUGGAACCGCUAUGACAAUGUGCUGUACCUGCAGGGGAAUCUGCUGGUAUGAAUUUAAUUGGAUCUGACAUGAAAAGGGAGAGGGACAGAGGGGAAAGGACAGACUUUUGACACC